AUGGACCAUGCGGCCGCGAUGCCUGUUAGCGACCUCGUUUUCCCGGGAGAUUUGAACAAGAAAAUUCGAACAGUUGGCUUCUGUGUUGCCUACAACCAUAACAAUGCUCAUGUUGUUCUUGAGCAUGAACACGCGUAUCUUCUUGCUGAUAUCUCACUCUUGGUAGAUGAAGGCCUGUUGUCCUUACCUACUUAUUCCAAACUCGUAUGCAUCGGUACGCUCGAUCGUGCACAUGAGGAUGAGAUUCGUUCCGUUGAUUUGACACUUGACCAAGCGCGCAGAAAUUAUGCGUCUUCGCCCAUGAUCCUGCGCGUCAUAUUUGCUAAGGUGGACGACGACCUUGAUCUACGUCUUUGGGCAUCUUCUGCGCGUAAGAUUCAGGAGGCUUUCCCCGUCAAGACUGGGCUACGAAACGGCUGA
Messenger RNA from Malassezia restricta, 420 nucleotides. RefSeq lists its product as uncharacterized. Lineage: Eukaryota; Fungi; Basidiomycota; Malasseziomycetes; Malasseziales; Malasseziaceae. The transcript has 2 exons. The coding region runs from base 1 to 420 and encodes 139 amino acids. The record is from RefSeq and is a predicted model, not a curated record.